GGAAUGAAAGCAGCAUUCAAAAGUUCUGGCAAAUUGCAAUCAGGCAAACUCAGGCUAGUGCUUAACCUGGAAAAGCGUACAGAAGAGAUAAACUAACCAGACUGAAUUCUGAGUAUCUUCUCUUUCUCUUUUUUUUUCCUAAUUCGGGCUUUUCUCAGAAUUUUAUUUUAUUUUUAUUUUUGACAAACUUACAAAUUGAUCUGCUUGGUUAGAGGAAUCUGAAGAACAGAGCAGAUUCAGGAUCAAAAGCCUGGCUGGUAUGUCUCGAAUGCCAUGGUAUGUGAAGAUUCCUGCCUAAUGAUGUUUUUAUUAAAGAAGAUAAAUUGCCCAGCAUAAAACUUAGCCUCUCUUGCAUCCAACAGCUGGACUACACCAAUUUCUUCUUAAGCAGUAUUUAAGAGCACACUUGAGUGGCUUAAAUAAUGGUACCAAAGGAAUGCUUCCUUAUGGAUUUGGAAGAAGACUUUAUCAGUUGCAACUUCUCUAACCACAGUGAAAACUUCUCUCUGAGGAAUGACUGGUUGAACCCAGGAUUCCUGUAUAUCAUCCCAGUUAUAUAUGGGCUUAUUAUUCUGAUCGGACUGGUUGGCAAUAUUACCCUGAUCAAGAUCUUUUGCACAGUCAAAUCUAUGAGAAAUGUGCCUAACUUGUUCAUCUCCAGCCUGGCUUUGGGAGACUUGCUUCUGCUCAUCACAUGUGCCCCUGUGGAUGCUAGCAGAUAUUUGGCAGACAGGUGGCUUUUUGGCAGAAUUGGUUGUAAACUGAUCCCCUUCAUCCAGCUCACUUCAGUUGGGGUAUCAGUCUUUACACUCACAGCUCUCUCUGCAGACAGAUAUAAAGCUAUUGUUCGACCAAUGGAUAUCCAAGCCUCCCAUGCCCUGUUGAAGAUCUGCUUAAAAGCAGCUUUUAUCUGGAUCAUCUCCAUGAUGCUCGCCAUUCCUGAAGCGGUGUUUUCCGAUCUGCACCCUUUUUAUGAACAGAGCACCAAUCAAACCUUUGUCAGUUGUGCACCAUAUCCUCAUUCCAAUGAAUUGCACCCCAAAAUCCAUUCAACGGCUUCCUUCCUGAUCUUCUACAUUAUUCCCUUGCUCAUCAUUUCUGUUUAUUAUUAUUUCAUUGCCAAGAAUUUGAUCCGAAGUGCUUACAAUUUGCCAGUGGAAGGAAACAUACAUGUCAGAAGACAGAUCGAAUCGAGAAAGCGGCUGGCAAAGACGGUUCUGGUGUUCGUAGCUCUCUUCGCCGUCUGCUGGCUGCCCAACCAUAUCAUCUACCUGUACCGCUCCUACCACUACUCGGAGGUGGACAUCUCCAUGCUGCAUUUUGUCACCAGCAUCUGCGCCCGGCUCCUGGCCUUUGCCAACUCUUGUGUCAACCCCUUUGCUCUCUACUUGCUGAGCAAGAGUUUCAGGAAACAAUUCAACGCCCAGUUCUCCUGCUGUGGGCCGGGAUUGCUCAGGAGGUCUCAGAGUACCGGCAGGAGCACCACAUGCAUGACCUCACUCAAGAGCACCAACCAGUCGGUGGCCACCUUCAGCCUCAUCAAUGGCAACCCUGUCUGCCAUGAGGGUUAUGUGUAGAUCUGACUCAGGAAAGGUAGUUUCAGGCUGGGCUCUCUAUGGGUCCAUCAGGACUUUUAGCUCCUCUCACUCCUUUCCCUCCAGCUCCAAUUUGGGUCUGCAUGUUGGAGAAAACACUUGAAACCCUAGAGAAAUUGGUUUUGGCAGAAAGGAGAUGAGAAGGAAGGAAAGAGCUGUGAGUGUUUUUAAAGAGAUGACACUAUGUUCAUAUCUUCUACUGUGAUUGACCCAGGGAGAUGUUUCAGCAAUAUGAAUGCAUGAAAUAUGAACCCUAAGCUCUAGUUUUCAGGCAUAAUUUGCUUUAAGCCAAAUAGGUGACAAUUUAGUUUUCCAAAGCAAAACAAAAAAAAAGAGAUAAUGGUUCAUUUUAUAAAGUAUUUCUUCUUUAGGGUUUUUUUUUAA
Messenger RNA from Sarcophilus harrisii (Tasmanian devil), 1979 nucleotides. It is a transcript of the gene GRPR, whose product is annotated as gastrin releasing peptide receptor. Gene Ontology annotation, biological process: G protein-coupled receptor signaling pathway. Lineage: Eukaryota; Metazoa; Chordata; Mammalia; Dasyuromorphia; Dasyuridae. The transcript is spliced from 3 exons. Gene Ontology annotation, cellular component: membrane. Gene Ontology annotation, molecular function: G protein-coupled peptide receptor activity. The record is from RefSeq and is a predicted model, not a curated record. The coding region runs from base 423 to 1577 and encodes 384 amino acids.